Molecule: messenger RNA, 2106 nt
Organism: Gossypium arboreum
Lineage: Eukaryota; Viridiplantae; Streptophyta; Magnoliopsida; Malvales; Malvaceae
Product: MLO-like protein 13
Exons: 14
Coding region: 617-1933 (438 amino acids)
Biological process (GO): defense response
Cellular component (GO): membrane
Source: RefSeq, a predicted model, not a curated record
GAGAUGCUUACGUAUUUACCGUACGAGGAGUCUGUAUUCAUUGUUCGUUACCCAUUUGCAAAAUGUAUAGGGACUUUUAUAAUUUUUUUAAAAAAUCAAACGUGUUUAUAUAAAUAUAUAUUGUUUCAAAUGCCAUUAUGACAUUUUAUUUUUCCUAGCUUUGGCUUCGUCGUCUAUCUUAUUAGAUCGAUACCGUCGAAUAUUGUAUCAUUUACUUUUCCUCUUCCUUGAUUCCUAAUUCGUACCAAGCAAGCAAGCACCGGUAACGUUAAAUCUAAAAACAAGACUUGAAUAGCAUCUGAGUGUCUUAGAUUUAAUUGAUGUAAAAAAAAGGUUUAAAAGUUCCAAGCGUAGAUAUAUAAAUAUGAUUUUACUUUUCUUAGUGCAAGAUCAAGAGAUGAUAUUCAUAUAACUAGUGACAGUUGAUUCCUUGGAAAGUAAAUUGGGUUUUCCAAUCAAAUUCUUUUCCCUUAGGCCUUAAAUUUGUAUAUUCUUUGUUCUUUCCCAUCCUCACCUUCUUUCUCUUUCAUAUAUGAAAUCAUGUUAAGCCUUCAGAGUUAAGACAAAAUCUGCAUUUCAAUGGCUGCAAAACCUCAUUUGAGUUGAAAUCAAGAUAAUGGAAACGGUAGAGUCUAUCUCUCUCUAUUAUAAACCAACAUGGGUUGUUGCAGCCGUCUGUUUUGUCAUUAUUCUUAUAUCUCUUUUCGCUGAAAGAGGCCUUAAUCACCUUGGAAAGUGCCUGACGCAUAGCAAUCAAGAUGCACUAUUUGAAGCUUUACAGAAAUUAAAAGCAGAGUUGAUGCUACUGGGGUUCAUUUCUCUUCUAUUAAAUGUCUUUCAAGGUCUAAUAAGCCAAAUCUGCAUUCCGUCUCACUUUGAGUCCACUAUGCUUCCAUGCAAGAAGCACACCGAAAUCAAAGGUCAUGAAAACUAUUCUCCUCCAGCCAUAAACAAUGAACGUCACCUGCUUUCGGAAAAGAGUGGCAAUUUUUCAGAUCAUUGCUCACUUCAGGGGAAGGUCCCGUUAUUAUCAACGGAGUCAUUUCAUGAGCUACACAUUUUAAUCUUUGUAGUGGCAAUUGUUCAUGUAGUAUCCUGUGCUGUUAUAUUGGUUCUUGGAAGAGCAAGGAUACGCCAAUGGAAACCUUGGGAAGAUUCGAUUUCUACAGUACCAGCAGGUCCAGCUAAAGUCACUCAUAGGCAUCAUCUCAAUAACGUACUCAAAAAACUUGCAUGGGGAUAUUGGAGAAGGGCAGCCGUCAUAAGCUGGAUUAUUUCAUUUUUCAAACAGUUCUAUAGCUCUGUUACCAUGUCUGAGUACAUAGCACUUCGAGAAGGUUUUAUCAUGACCAAUUGCCUUAGCCAUCAAGAAUUUGAUUUUCACAAGGACAUGGUGGAGUCACUUGAAAGGGACUUCAGACAUGUGGUUGGCAUAAGCUGGUAUCAGUGGUUAUUUGCGGUAGUGUUUUUGGCAUUGAAUGUGGAAGGAUGGCAUACGUAUUUUUGGCUAUCGUUUCUACCUAUAGUGCUUCUACUUCUUGUUGGAGCCAAGUUAGAGCACAUAAUCGUCCGCUUAGCUCAGGAUGUCGACGUGAUGAAGAAGCAUCCGGGACAGGAAUCAGCGUGGGUGAGACCUUCUGACGAAUACUUCUGGUUUAACCGUCCUCGCCUCCUUCUCGACUUUAUUCACUUUAUCCUAUUCCAAAAUGCCUUUGAGAUUGCGUUCUUCUUCUGGAUCUUGUGGACCUAUGGUUUCCAUUCAUGCAUGAUGGAAAAAAAAGGCUAUAUCAUCACUAGACUUAUAAUCGGUGUAAUCGUUCAAGUUCUAUGUAGUUACAUCACACUGCCAUUGUAUGCUCUUGUCACUAAGAUGGGAACUGCUUCCAUGGCGGAGUCGGUGUCGGUGCCGAUGCAGUCACCUGGGAUAAUUUAAACAUAUAUAUAUGAUAACCUUAUAGUUCAACUCUAGAUUGAGACAUGAGAGGCUGAUUUUUUAUUUUAUCCUUGCUGUAAAUGUACAAUCUUUCUUUGCAUAAUUACAUUUGUAAUUUUUGCCAACUGAUGGUGCUGUAAUUAAUAAUAAAAAAAAGAAAUUGCUGGUGGAAA